Molecule: messenger RNA, 1560 nt
Organism: Aureobasidium namibiae CBS 147.97
Lineage: Eukaryota; Fungi; Ascomycota; Dothideomycetes; Dothideales; Saccotheciaceae
Product: myo-inositol transporter
Exons: 4
Coding region: 1-1560 (519 amino acids)
Biological process (GO): transmembrane transport
Cellular component (GO): membrane
Molecular function (GO): myo-inositol:proton symporter activity
Source: RefSeq, a predicted model, not a curated record
AUGAAGACCGCCACAGCCACCGAAAGCGCUGAGAAGGAACGCAACCUCGACUCUAUCGAAGACACCAAGCCAGGACCUUUCGUCUGGCUAUGUGCUACCGCCACUGCUAUCGGUGGUUCACUCUUUGGCUACGACACUGGUGUCAUCUCUGGCGUCCUCGUCGUCCUCGGCAAUGACCUCAACGGAAGACCUGUUUCGGACCACGAGAAAGAAGCCAUCACCGCACUUUGCGCUGCCGGAGCGUUUGUCGGCUCGAUAAUUGCUGGUUUGACCAGUGAUCGGUAUGGUCGCAAACCCAGUAUCUGGUUUGCCUCGGUGUUGUUCACCGUUGGGGCCAUCGUACAAGCUACCUCAUACACGAUCGCCCAGAUGUGUGUUGGCCGAUUUCUCAUCGGACUUGGUGUCGGGUCCGCUGCAAUGAUCAUUCCUCUGUACAUUGCGGAAAUCUCUCCUGCAAAGUAUCGUGGCCGCAUGAUCUCAAUCGACAUGAUCUUCCUCGGAACCGGUUCGGUCUUGGCUUACGCAUUCGCUGCUGCUUUCUACAAAGUAGAACACGGCUGGAGAUAUAUGAUCGGCUUGGGUGCCUUGCCAUCUAUCAUGCUAGGAUGCUUCCUAUUCUUCUGUCCCGAAUCACCUCGCCAACUGAUGGCACACGGAAAGCGCGAAGAAUGCAUCGCUGUAUUGCGAAAGAUUUACCCUCAAGGCACGGAAGAGCAGAUUGCAGACAAGGUUCUAUCAAUCGAGGCCGGUGUCAACGCAUCAAAGGCUCUGAAUGAGGAGGUGUCAUCUCGCAAGGCCGUCAAGUAUUUGUUCACUAUCCCAGCCAACUUCCGUGCUUUAACUGCUGCUUGUGGCCUGAUGUUCUUCCAGCAAUUCUGCGGGUUCAACACGCUCAUGUACUAUUCGUCCACCCUGUUCGACAUUGUUGGCUUCAGCAACCCUAUUGCAGUAGGCACUGUUGUGGCAGUCGUCAACUGGGUCUUCACCGUCCUCUCUAUCUUCAUCAUCGACCGCGUUGGCCGCCGUCGCAUCCUGCUGUGGACCAUGUGGGGAAUGCCUCUCUGCCUUGCUCUAGCCGCCGUCUGCUUCCACUACAUCCCUCUCGACCUCAAGACUCUUCAGCUCACCGACGACAACAUUGGGUGGCCAGCAUAUGUGGUCCUCGUUUCCAUGAUCCUGUUUGUGGCCUUUUAUGCUGCUGGUCUGGGCUGUGUACCCUGGCAAGCCAACGAGUUUCUCAACAUGGAAGUUCGUGCGAUGGGAACCACUUUCAUCAACAUCUUCAACUGGGGUCCUAACAUUGUUGUUUCGUCUACCUUCCUCUCGAUGAUGAAGGGCAUGACACCUAGUGGCACCUUUGGCUUUUACGCUGUAUUGUGUACCGCUGGACUAGUAUUUGUUUACUUUUGCUUCCCUGAAGCCUCGAACAUGACACUGGAGGAGGUUAGAGAGGUCUUUCAGCACGGAUAUGGUGUCAAGUAUGCUGAGGAGUGGAGGAAGCAAUACAAGGCUGAUCAGAAAGCUAUAAAGGAACGUGCGACUUCUGGUGUUGUUGUGUGA